AUGCCGUCCGUGUUCCGCCCCUGCAUCGACCUUCACAACGGCGCCGUCAAGCAGAUCGUCGGCGGCACCCUCGACACCUCGUCCCUCCGCACCAACUUCGUCUCCGAGAAGCCGAGCGCCUACUACGCCGACCUGUAUCGCCAGAACGCGCUGCGAGGCGGGCACGUCAUCAAGCUGGGCCCGGGCAACGACGACGCGGCGCGCUCGGCCCUGCAGGCGUGGCCCAAGGGCCUCCAGGUCGGCGGCGGCAUCAACGAGUCGAACGCGCAAGAGUGGCUCGACGCAGGAGCCGAGAAGGUUAUCGUCACGUCGUACCUCUUCCCGGCGGCAAAAUUCGACGAGGAUCGGCUGCGACGACUCGCCGAGCAGGUCGGCAAGGACAGGCUCGUGGUCGACGUCAGCUGCCGGCGACGAGGCGACAAGUGGAUCGUCGCCAUGGACCGGUGGCAGGUCAUGACCGACAUGGAGGUCAACGCAGAAUCGCUCGCGCUCCUCACGCAGUACUGCAGCGAGUUCCUCAUCCACGCCGCCGAUGUCGAGGGCCUGUGUCAAGGCAUCGACGAGGCGCUCGUCGAGAAGCUCGGCGAGUGGGUCACGAUCCCGACGACGUACGCCGGCGGCGCUCGCAGCGUCACCGACCUGUCGCUCGUCGAGCGCCUCUCGCACGGCAAGGUCGACCUCACGUACGGCUCGGCGCUCGACAUCUUUGGCGGCGAGCAGGUCCGGUUCGACGAGCUGUGCGAGUACAACCGGCGGGCCGAAGGGAGAGCGUGA
Rhodotorula graminis WP1 is the source of this 774-nucleotide messenger RNA. RefSeq lists its product as uncharacterized. Gene Ontology annotation, biological process: L-histidine biosynthetic process; L-tryptophan biosynthetic process. Lineage: Eukaryota; Fungi; Basidiomycota; Microbotryomycetes; Sporidiobolales; Sporidiobolaceae. The record is from RefSeq and is a predicted model, not a curated record. Gene Ontology annotation, molecular function: 1-(5-phosphoribosyl)-5-[(5-phosphoribosylamino)methylideneamino]imidazole-4-carboxamide isomerase activity. Gene Ontology annotation, cellular component: cytoplasm. The coding region runs from base 1 to 774 and encodes 257 amino acids. The transcript is spliced from 9 exons.